Diplodia corticola is the source of this 2190-nucleotide messenger RNA. RefSeq names its product extracellular dihydrogeodin oxidase laccase. Gene Ontology annotation, molecular function: chitin binding; copper ion binding; oxidoreductase activity. The transcript is spliced from 4 exons. The record is from RefSeq and is a predicted model, not a curated record. The coding region runs from base 1 to 2190 and encodes 729 amino acids. NCBI's taxonomy places the organism in Eukaryota, Fungi, Ascomycota, Dothideomycetes, Botryosphaeriales, Botryosphaeriaceae.
AUGAAGUUAGCUGAUUGGCUUGUCGUGUGCAUAGCCGGUCUCGUACAGGGCCGUGCUGUCACCUCUACCGACGGAACUUGCGGGGGAGACUCAGGCGUUACGUGCUUGAGCUCUAUAUACGGCAACUGUUGCAGCAAAGAUGGCUUCUGCGGCGCCACCUUCGACGCUUGCGGCGCAGGAUGUCAAUUAGACUUUGGUCUAUGCGAGAAGACCGAAGGCACAGUAUCCCAAGAUGGGACUUGCGGCGAUGCCCUUGGCUACACGUGCGAGGGCUCAAUAUUCGGCGACUGCUGCAGCCAGUACGGCUUUUGCGGCCAGACCAAUGCCUACUGCGGCGAAGGAUGCAGAUCUGACCUGGGCAAAUGUGGCGCAGCACUGGAAGAGAGGGCCGCCGCCAGUUCAAGCCUGAGAGCCACCGGAGCAGCUGCAAGUUCGAGCGUGAGGGCGCAACCUUCGUCACAGCCUACGAACAACUCACAAAGUUCAGGUCAAGGCGGUGGUGCAUGCGCGGCAAAGCGAUCAAGCUCCCAGGUAGCCAGCCGGGACAAUUCCUGCAUUCGGUGCGAGGGCCAACCUGGGAACGAUCAGUUCUGUGGCUACGACAUCCAUACUGACUACUACAAGUACGCGCCGAAGACGUGUAAGACUGUCGAAUACACGUUUGAGAUCACCAACACCACAAUCGCUCCCGACGGCAUCUCCAGAAUCGCGUUACUUGUGAACGGCCAGAUGCCCGGUCCGCUUAUCGAGGCCAACUGGGGCGACACUGUGCAGGUCACUGUGAUCAACAAGAUGCAAGACAACGGCACCACGAUACACUUCCACGGCAUCAGGCAGCACUACAACAACCAAUACGACGGAGUUCCAUCCGUCACCCAGUGCCCAAUUCCGCCCGGAGAGUCGAUGACCUACACCUGGGUCGCCGAGCUCUAUGGCUCCUCAUGGUGGCACUCGCACUACGCCAUUCAGACCUGGGAAGGAGUUUUCGGUCCCAUUGUCAUCCACGGACCCAGCAGCUCAGACAGGCAAUACGACGUUGAUGCCGGUCACGUCAUGCUUCAAGACUGGAGCCACUGGACCGUCGACUCCCAACUUCCCCUGGCCGAAGAUGCGACCCGUGGUCACAAUGGUGGGGCCCGCGUCAUGGACAAUGGUCUGAUCAAUGGCAUGAACACAUGGGGAAAAGAUGGCUCCUUCAACCAGACUGGAGAACGUUUCAGGAUGUCGGUUACCAAAGGCAAAUCGUAUUUGCUCCGGGUCAUUAAUGUUUCAAUUCAGUCCACCUUCAAGUUCUACAUUGACGGGCACUCUCUCACUGUAAUUUCCACUGACUUCACACCCAUCGUCCCUUACGAUACCAAAAUACUUAACAUAAAUAUUGGCGAGCGCUAUGACGUAAUUGUAAAUGCGGACCAAGAAGUUAGCGAUUAUUGGAUGCGCUCCGACAACCAGAUCACAUGCUCCGGCAACAAGCAGGCCCUCGACAUCAAGGCUAUAUUCUGCUACGAAGGCUCCAACGGCAGUACACCAACCACAGCCCCUUACCAAUACGACACCGAAUGCACAGACGAAGACCACACGCUACAUUUACCCAUUGUACCAUUCGAAGUCUCGCCACCGGACGUCACCUGGUACGGCGACGUUUCCAUCGGCCAACAGAACGGCCUCUUCCGUUGGUUCAUUUCCGGCAACACCUUCCGCGCCAAGUGGGACGACCCGACGGUGCUCGGCAUCCUCGACGACGGCAUCGCCCCCAACUACAGCGGCAACCUGUUGAUCGACGCACCCAACCGCGGCGAAUGGAUCUACGUCGUCGUCGAGAGCGGCAUCCCCCUGCCGCACCCGCUCCACCUCCACGGCCACGACUUCUUCAUCCUCGCCACCGGCACGGGCAGCUACGACGCCGGCGCGCCGCUGCGCCUGGAAAACCCCUCGCGCCGCGACACGGUCCUCAUGCCCGGCUCCGGCUUCGUCGUCGUCGCGUGGCGCGCCGACAACCCCGGCGCGUGGCUGAUGCACUGCCACGUCGGCUGGCACAACGCCAUGGGCUUCGCGGCCCAGGUCGUCGAGCUGCAGGACCAGAUCGUCGGCACGUGGGACGACGACGGCUGCGACCUGCGCAACAUGUGUGCCGCUUGGGACUCGUGGUCGGGCGCGAGGGAGUUGGUUACGUCCGAUUCGGGCGUGUAG